AUGGGGCGAAGUGUCCGACAUUCGUUAAUAUAGCCCUCAAGCGCCCCAUAUAUCGAGUCGAAUAAUGGCGCGAUGAUCGAAUUGGGAAAGACCCUUCGUUGUGUUGCUCAAUCCUGAAAUCGACCGAUUUCGUAACACCAUGCAUCCAUGGAGGUAAAUAGUAGUUACUGGUUUUGGUGUGACGUUUCGUGUUUUUCAUUUGCGGCGCGGCGCGACGCGACGCGAGCUUGGAUUAAAUUUUGCAUUGCAAAAAGUGGGCCAAGACUUUUGACUUUUGUGUAUUAUCAAUAGAUCAAUACAUUACUAUUAGACCUAGUAUUAUCAUGAUUAUAGGCUAUUCUUGCACGAAGUUGACAUGAUGGUGGAUCUCCCCGUUAAAGUUUGGAUUUGCCACAGCCGUCCCCCCUCAUGGCUGUGGUGGCUGGUAUUCUGUGCCUGUUUUCUACAGUCUACGUCGCUGCCUGUUUCAAAUCAAAAUGAACCAAGUGAUGAAGACAAAAGAUGUUUUUCCAAGUUUGGUUCCAAUUACGUAUAUGAGGAGGUACUGGGGACGUGUGAAUCAUGCCGCACCUGCGAGUGUGGUUACAUUGCAACGAAUCCGCACUGUGUGAAGUGCGUAGAUUUUGGAAUUCUGAACUGCCAAACCACUGCUCUGGUCACUGGCACUACACAGCAGGAAUCCCCACAGACAUCUAUGGAGACAAUGAUUGAGCCAACAUCAACAGGGUCGACCACUUUCAUGACAACAACACUGCCAACACUGCCAACAUCCACUGCCGAGACCAACGAGGGCAACUCAACCUGGAAGAUUGUCGUAGGAGUGAGCGUUGGAGGUACCAUUCUUGGGAUUGCAGUCCUGUAUGCAGUGUUGAAAUGUUGUCGCUGUAAAAAAGCACCCGGGGGUACACAAGAAACACAGCCCCCAGAGGAGACUCAUCCGAUGACAGGCCGCCCUCAGGAAUCAUCUGUCUAGGUUUGAUCAAAUCUGUCUCAACUGUACUAAGAUGAGGAAGACAGCGUGGGAUACCACCCAACUUUCUGCCAAAUUACGUACUGUAAAAAUAAGUUGACAGUUUUAACAAAGGGAUUAUGGUGGACAAAAUAUUGUGAAUAAAAUAAGAAAAGUUAAUGUUCCUUCAAUUCAUUGUGCAGCUGUGCGCCAAACAACUCAGUAAAUCAUUAGAAACAAAAUACCAAAAUAAAAAGCUUGCUUGGAUUUUACACAGUUUAUGCAUACCUGGAAGUUGACAUAAUUCUUUAUGAUGUUAACAGUUUUUGGUUCUUGGUAAAUGCCUGUCUUACUGAAGCAUGUACAUGUAGGUCUAGAAUUCAU
Messenger RNA from Patiria miniata (bat star), 1333 nucleotides. RefSeq lists its product as uncharacterized. The transcript is spliced from 6 exons. The record is from RefSeq and is a predicted model, not a curated record. NCBI's taxonomy places the organism in Eukaryota, Metazoa, Echinodermata, Asteroidea, Valvatida, Asterinidae. Bases 356 to 973 code for a protein of 205 amino acids.